Messenger RNA from Medicago truncatula (barrel medic), 1064 nucleotides. RefSeq names its product B3 domain-containing transcription factor VRN1. The record is from RefSeq and is a predicted model, not a curated record. The transcript is spliced from 6 exons. Lineage: Eukaryota; Viridiplantae; Streptophyta; Magnoliopsida; Fabales; Fabaceae. Gene Ontology annotation, molecular function: DNA binding. Bases 60 to 1064 code for a protein of 334 amino acids.
UGUUUUUCUAGGUUUUCAAUCCAGUACCAUAACUUCUUCUAAUUUCUUUCUGAAUCAUCAUGUCAUUUUAUCACCCUAAAAAGUUCUUCAAGAUAAUGCGAAAUCAAGAACUGCAAAAUGGAGAGCUUAGGGUUCCCAAAUAUUUUGUGAAGCUACAUUGGAAAAAUGUAUCAAAUCCAGUAGCCUUUACUCUCCCAAAUGGCUCUAAACAAGAUGUAUUUUGGGUGGAGCAUAAUGGUGAUAUUUGGUUUCAAAAAAAUUGGGAAACAAUUGCGAAAUCUCUUAUACGUGGACAUGUUCUAGUUUUUAAAUAUAAAGGAGGAUCAUGUUUCAAAGUUGAAAUAUUUGGUUGCAAUACAUUGGAAUUAGACUAUUCCAAUAUAAAAGUUGAAGCUGAAGAAGUAGUUGUAGUGAGUAAUGACAAUGUUACUAAUACUAAUGGAGCUGGUACAUCUCAAAGGAGAAAAGGUGGCAAGAGAAAAAUGAAUAUGGAUCUUGAUGCUAAUCAGAAAAAAAUCAAAGGUAGUAAUAGAGGAGGCAUGAUCAAGAAGGCUAAGAAAUGCCUAAGAACUGAAGCUGUUAAAGAGAGAGUAAGAAAUUAUCAUCCUUUGGAAAAUCCCAGUUUUGAAGUUGAAAUGUCACAAUCUUAUGCCAAAGGAUGUUAUUUGAGGAUACCAAGGGAUUUUUCGAGAAAAUACUUGACAAAGUUGGAAGGGACCGCAAGAUUUAGAGUUGGUGAAGACAUGGCUAUAGAAGUGAAGUUGAAUUUUUAUGAUGUCACUAAAUCAUCUACUGUGACCACUGGUUGGAACACAUUUAGCAAAAGAUAUAAUUUGCAACUUGGUGAUGUUUGUAAAUUUGUGAUGACUCAAAGAGAACCACUUUUAUUCACUAUUAUCAUUACUCGAGCAAGAGAGGAACCUAACUCUAAGAAGUUGAAAAUGCAAGGUUAUAAAGAAGGGAUCUCUUGUAGUGAUAACGAUGCAAAGAGAAAAGACAUUAAAGGAACUUCCAGUUCUAGGAGCUGCCCAAAAAUACAUCUACUCGGAUUCAGAAGGUCAUAA